GGUGGAGUUAUAAAGACGGGAAGAACGUGAAGCGGCUCUGCUAGCUGUGUCGUGGCGAUUGUAUUACUUACAUCAGUGCAGUUUUCCGUUUACAUUUCUUUGAUUGCAUACAGAUGUUUUUGUUGUCUUUUUUUUUUUAAAUCUCAAGUAAUCAGUUCUUGAAUACAAUUAAAACAUUUGGUUUUGAAAGUUUGUUGAUUCUAGAUGAUCUAACUGAAGACAAAUUACGGAAGGAAGUGGUUCAUAAAUUCCACAGUUGUAAGAUUUUACUGAGUUGUGGAAAUUGCAAGGGAUGGACAAUCUUGAGGAAGAAGCUACUGAAAGGAUUCUGCUUGAACCAUAUAACUACCUGCUGCAACUACCAGGAAAACAAAUCCGAACCAAACUGUCCCAAGCUUUCAACCACUGGCUCAAUGUACCUGAGGAUAAACUCCAGGUGAUCAUUGAGGUAACAGAAAUGCUGCAUAAUGCCAGUCUCUUAAUUGAUGACAUUGAGGACAGCUCCAAGUUGCGGCGUGGUUUCCCGGUAGCUCACAGCAUCUAUGGUGUACCGUCAGUUAUAAACUCUGCAAACUAUGUCUACUUUCUUGGCCUCGAGAAGGUGCUGACGCUGGAACAUCCUGAGGCUGUGCAUGUGUUCACUCGGCAGCUGCUAGAGCUGCAUCGUGGCCAAGGUCUGGACAUCCACUGGCGUGACACAUACACUUGCCCAAGUGAAGCAGAGUACCAUGGCAUGGUACUACGCAAGACUGGUGGAUUAUUCGGCCUAGCAGUGGGCCUCAUGCAGCUGUUCUCAGAAUGGAGCUGUGACCUUAAGCCCCUACUAGACACACUCGGGCUCUUGUUCCAGAUACGCGAUGACUAUGCCAACCUCUGCUCACGUGAAUAUGGUGCAAACAAGAGCUUCUGUGAAGACCUGACUGAGGGAAAAUUCUCCUUUCCCACCAUUCACGCCAUUCGUACACAGCUUCAUAGCACACAGGUGCAGAACAUUUUACGCCAGCGCACAGAGGAUGAAGAUGUUAAGCGUUACUGUGUUGAUUAUUUGGAGAAAGUGGGCUCUUUUGCUUACACUAAAAAGAAGCUGCAUGAGCUAGAGAAGGAGGCAUACAGACUGAUUGCAGAAUUAGGGGGGAACCCAGAGCUGGAGGGACUUAUAGAACAUCUCAGCCACAUUUUCAAGGAAUGAUGAGAAGCAGCUUCUUCUAAUCACAGUGCUUAGAUAAACACUUCCCAAAGAAGAGAUCACUCCUCAUUUUUCUCCAUACUUCCCUUUGUCUAAUAACCCAUGCUCAUUUUGGCAACAUUGAGAUUGCUGUGCAUUCAAUAAUACAUUUCUUUACCCUAAUACACUUAUUUUGUUUUUUUAUAAAUCAGUAAAUCAUCCACUUUGAGGUAGUCUUGCCACCUAAAGUUUUGUGGUCUUUUUGUGUGAUUGUGUCAUUUGUGGACAAAAGAGACCUUAGCAAACAUCUAAUAUGAAGUCCUAUGCCCACUAUAGAAAUGUCUUGGGUGUAUAGCAACAGCCAAAUAAUAACUGACCUUGACCUUGAUACUUUUAGAGGGGACUUGUAUAGAAGCUUUGAAAAAAUGUUGGUUUUUAUUUGAAUUGGACUUUUGGUGUAAAGUUUGGUGUAAGGUGGAUUCUAACUUUUGUUUGUAUUCAAUACACUGUGCAGUAAACAAUGCAGUAACUUUAACAGUAAAUUAAAGAAGCAAUCACUCUGUUCUACA
Messenger RNA from Silurus meridionalis, 1734 nucleotides. It is a transcript of the gene ggps1, whose product is annotated as geranylgeranyl diphosphate synthase 1. NCBI's taxonomy places the organism in Eukaryota, Metazoa, Chordata, Actinopteri, Siluriformes, Siluridae. Gene Ontology annotation, molecular function: prenyltransferase activity. The record is from RefSeq and is a predicted model, not a curated record. Gene Ontology annotation, biological process: isoprenoid biosynthetic process. The transcript has 4 exons. Bases 293 to 1189 code for a protein of 298 amino acids.